CCGAGGACGCCCACUUCUUUGCGACCCAGCGCUGUGCGUAAACGGCUGUGCGUAAAGACGCGGCGGACACGAGAGAGAAAUCCCAACGUCCUUCGAGCAAGAGACGAUUAACACGUUUUUUUUCAAAACCUCAUCUUGUUUUGUGUCCCGACUUCAGGUCGCGAAACAUCACAACCGGAGACUCGCGAGGAUUAAAACACGUUUUUCCUUAAUUUCUUCUCACCGGAGCCUCCUCAUACAACGGCCGCCAGCAUGAUGUCCUAUCUGAAGCAGCCGCCGUACACGGUGAACGGACUGAGCUUAUCUGCCUCAGGAGUGGACCUGCUGCACCCAUCUGUGGGAUACCACGGCGCCCCUCGCAAACAGAGGCGGGAAAGGACGACAUUCACCCGGGCCCAGCUCGACGUGCUGGAGAACCUGUUCGGCAAGACCCGGUACCCUGACAUCUUCAUGAGGGAGGAGGUGGCCUUAAAGAUCAACCUGCCCGAGUCCAGAGUGCAGGUGUGGUUCAAGAACCGACGGGCCAAGCAUCGCCAGCAGGCCCAGCAGACCCAGAGUGGAGUGCAGAAUAAAGCAGUGACCAGGCCGGUGAAGAAGAAGUGCUCCCCGCUCCGAGAGCCAAGCUCCGAGAGCGGAGCCAGCGGCCAAUUUACGCCGCCCUCCAGCACCUCGCUCCCGGCUGUGAGCGGCAGCGCGGCGCCGGUGUCUAUCUGGAGCCCUGCCUCCAUCUCCCCGCUCUCCGACCCGCUCUCCACCUCCUCCUCCUCCUGCAUGCAACGCUCCUACCCCAUGGCCUACACGCAGGCGUCGGGCUACAACCAGGGCUACACGGGCUCAUCGUCCUACUUCACCGGCAUGGAGUGCGGCUCCUACCUGUCGCCUAUGCACCACCAGCUCUCGGGCGCCGCUAUGAGCCCCAUGGGCAGCAACGGCGCGUCCAGCCACCUGAGCACGGCCUCCUCCCUCUCCUCGUCGGCGUACGGAGCGGCGGGCCUCGGCUUCAGCGGCCCCGCCGACUGCCUGGACUAUAAGGACCAGACAGCUUCAUCGUGGAAGCUCAAUUUCAACACGGACUGUUUGGAUUACAAGGACCAAGCAGCGUGGAAGUUUCAAGUGUUGUGAGAGGAAGAAAGUAAAGGGACAUUUUUCCAUAAACUGCAGACUUCUUUAUGUAACAAAGCCCCAAGUUUGGGAAGCAGCAAAGGCCCCAACUUCUACCUCGAGCAGGGUCUCACUUGUUGGGUUUAACUUAUUGAACAUUCAGACUGACUUCUCCCAACUUUGAUCAAGGACACGGAACAAAUGUGUUGACCAAAAGGGGAAAAAAAGAUCAAGAGAGCUAAAAAAAAAAAGAUCCAAGCCUAAGUUGGCUGAGUUUGAGGAAUAGGUCAGGUUUUCUUCUAAGCUCCUUAAAGACUCCCCUCUCUUGUCUUUUUAUUUCGUUGGCACGCUGAAGGGCCUCUUUGAUCAAAGCGAUGUGCAUGAGUGUGUGUGUUGUAGAGAGAAAGAGAGAGAGAGAGAGAGUGUGUGUGUGUGUGUACGUGUGUGUUGUAGAGAGAGUGUGAGGGCAGCUCUGACAUGAACCUGGAUGCACUAUUUAAUUUAUGAGAAAUAUGUUUAAGACUAGUUAUAAGAGACAAUCAGUGCGUGUGCUCAUACAUGUCCCUAAUGUGUUUAUGAAUUAUUAACUUCCCCCUUGUGUUUUGAGUUUUGUUUAUUAAAUAAAUUGUGAUUCCUUGUAACUGUAUGCAAUUUUGCUUUGUGCGUAUACAAACACGCGCCACGAAUCCAGCUGUGAAUUAGAUAAUUUUAUUCCCAUGUCUCCUGCCGUGUUCGCCCUUUCAAAGAUGAUACAUUUGGACGAGGACACAUUUUGUCAAUAAGGUCGCAGCGGUGAGGAUGCCAUAAACACACUAAACAACAAUAAAGACCACUUGAACCUGA
Platichthys flesus (European flounder) is the source of this 1944-nucleotide messenger RNA. RefSeq names its product homeobox protein OTX2-like. Gene Ontology annotation, molecular function: DNA-binding transcription factor activity, RNA polymerase II-specific; RNA polymerase II cis-regulatory region sequence-specific DNA binding. NCBI's taxonomy places the organism in Eukaryota, Metazoa, Chordata, Actinopteri, Pleuronectiformes, Pleuronectidae. The transcript has 3 exons. Gene Ontology annotation, cellular component: nucleus. The record is from RefSeq and is a predicted model, not a curated record. The coding region runs from base 253 to 1122 and encodes 289 amino acids. Gene Ontology annotation, biological process: regulation of transcription by RNA polymerase II; multicellular organism development.